CUGUUUCAAUCUCCCACACACAAACAAAGACUAAUCCAAAACAAAAGAGAAGAUGGACUUCACCCCAAUUUUACUUGUAUCUUUUCUGCUUAUCUUGAUCUCAAUCAAGUUCUUGUUCAAAAACUCAACUCGGAAACUGAAUCUUCCUCCUUCUCCUGCUUACUCUUUACCGUUCAUAGGCCACCUCCAUCUCCUCAAGCACCCUGUCCACAGAACAUUCCUCUCUCUCUCUCAAUCACUCGGAGACACUCCUAUCAUCCACCUCCGCCUAGGAAACCGCCUCGUCUACGUCAUCUCCUCGCAUUCUUUAGCGGAAGAAUGCUUCACAAGAAACGAUAUAGUUCUUGCUAACCGUCCCGAGCUUAUCAUCGGGAAACAGGUUACCUACAACUCCACCAUCGUGAUUGCAGCUCCUUACGGCGACCACUGGAGGAAUCUCCGCCGCAUCGGCGCCGUUGAGAUAUUCUCUACUCAUAGGGUCAAUACCUUCGCGUCUAUCCGUAAAGAUGAGAUCCGACGGCUCAUUACACACCUCUCGAGAAACUCCUUACACGGAUUUGUUGAAGUGGAGAUGAAAUCAUUAUUAACCAACUUGACUUUCAACAAUGUUAUCAUGAUGGUAGCCGGAAAACGAUAUUACGGUGAAGGCACAGAAGACAACGAUGAGGCCAGAGUGGUAAGGCAACUCGUAUCGGAGGUUGUGGCGGGUGCUGGUGCUGGAAACCUAGCUGACUAUCUUCCCAUCAUACGUUGGGUCACAAAUUUUGAAAAACGGGCCAAAAUUUUGGGGAAACAGUUCGAUGGAUUCUUGCAAAGACUUGUCGAUGAGAAACGUGCAGAUAAAGAAAGGGGUCAAACUUUGAUCGAUCACUUGCUUUCCCUCCAAGAAAUCCAACCUGACUAUUAUACUGAUGUCAUCAUCAAAGGAAUAAUACUCACUAUGAUUCUUGCGGGGACUGAAACGACAGCAGUAACUCUAGAAUGGGCAUUGUCGAAUUUGUUGAACCAUCCAGAGAUACUUAAGAAAGCAAGAGCAGAAAUAGAUGAUAAAAUCGGUUCAGACCGGUUACUUGAAGAAUCAGACAUUGAGAAUCUCCCUUAUCUCCAGUACAUCGUGUCUGAAACACUUCGUUUGUACCCUUCGGUUCCUCUACUAAUCCCACAUUUAUCAUCAGAUGAUUGUAAAGUUGCGGGAUACCAUAUGCCACGUGGCACCAUUUUGUUAACAAACGUAUGGGCUAUGCAUAGAGACCCUCGUAUAUGGGAAGAGGCAGAGAAGUUCAAGCCGGAGAGAUUUGAGAAAAAAGGAGAGGCUCAGAAGUUAAUGCCGUUUGGGAUGGGACGAAGAGCUUGUCCAGGAGCCGAGCUUGGGAAGCGGCUAGUGAGUUUGGCUCUUGGGUGUUUGAUUCAGUGUUUCGAGUGGGAGAGACUUGGUGAAGAGCUUGUGGACAUGAAGGAAGAGAAAGGGAUGUCUAUGCCUAAAGCUACUCCUUUGCGAGCCAAGUGCAAGUCACGUGUCGUGGCCCAUAAAAUGAUACAGUCUAUGUAAUUAUUUGUGUAGAACCCUAUAGUGAUGGUUCAUCAAGAAUUUCGGAAAUAUAAGUAUUGAGUGGUUCAAAUUAAAAGUUUUGUUUAAUAAGCGUCUUUGAUGCAGAGCUAUAUAUGUCAGUGUGUUGGGUGAGAGUUGGAACAGGGUUUAUUAACGUCAUUUUAUACUUAAGUUAUAACUGCAUUUCUGCAAUUUUAGUUAAUUCUUUUUAUAAAUGAUCCUCAAUU
Messenger RNA from Eruca vesicaria subsp. sativa (arugula), 1776 nucleotides. The record is from the annotation of a GenBank genome assembly. Lineage: Eukaryota; Viridiplantae; Streptophyta; Magnoliopsida; Brassicales; Brassicaceae.